Racocetra fulgida is the source of this 546-nucleotide messenger RNA. The record is from the annotation of a GenBank genome assembly. Lineage: Eukaryota; Fungi; Glomeromycota; Glomeromycetes; Diversisporales; Gigasporaceae.
AUGUCUCGCAUUAGAAGAAACGAAAUUCCAAAUAUUACUUUAUCUAGAAUUGAUUAUGACAAUUAUAGACAAAAAUUUCCAAGUUCUUUAAAACAAGGUGUCUCCUUUUCUAAUCAAUUGAAUCUUCAUGAACAAUUAAGGAUCAUUAAAGAUGAAAAUGAUUUUACAAAUGAAUUUUUUACGGCUGCGAAAAUUUAUACUAAUAAUCAAUCCAAAAAGAUAAUAAACUCCGACCAUAACACUUGUCAAAUUACUAUCAAGGUUGAUAGUGAUUCUUCAUUGGCUGACACCUCAGAUUCUGACUCGGAACCCUACACAACUGACGAUGAACUUAUUUUACAACAAUCCAGUUCAUUAAAUGAUGAUGAACGGUUAAUUAAUAACAAUGAUGAUGAACAGUUAAUUAAUAAUAAAGUUCUUAAAGUUCAAACAGAAUCCAAGAAUAUCCAAGAGCAAGCAACGAAUAAUUGUUUACAACCUGCAGCUAUCAAUUCUUCACAAUCAAAAUUUUCUAAUGAUCGACAAAGUCAAUUGCAAAAUGUUUAC